Stylophora pistillata is the source of this 2808-nucleotide messenger RNA. Its product is annotated as solute carrier family 15 member 4. Gene Ontology annotation, molecular function: transmembrane transporter activity. Gene Ontology annotation, biological process: oligopeptide transport; transmembrane transport. Gene Ontology annotation, cellular component: membrane. The record is from RefSeq and is a predicted model, not a curated record. Lineage: Eukaryota; Metazoa; Cnidaria; Anthozoa; Scleractinia; Pocilloporidae.
AAAAAAAGCAGUUAGCGCCGCGGCUGUUCAAAGAUGGAUCCUUCUGCUAACUGUCAUCAAGUAUUUCCCCGGGCGAAAACGGAUGGUAUUUCGUUGGAUACCCAGUCCAGUUUUUUUUUCCAUCGAUACACAGUUCUCGACAUAAUUGUAAGAGAGGGGAGCUGCAAGACAUGGCUACCUAGCUAUUCUUAGUUUAAGCCUCUGAGAUGGCGACAGAAAAUGCACAAGUUUUCAUAAACGACGAGCUUACAAAAUAUUAUGAAAAGGGUCCAAAGAAAUUUCUUUGAAAAAAGUUCUGAUGGCUUGCACUAGAAUCAAGAAGUCUUAGAGUUUGAUCAAAAAAGCGAAUUGACUGAAAUAGAAUGAAGGGUGCCUUAACUUGUUUAUGCCUUAUUCAAUCAAGAGUUACACCUCGUUAAUUCCUCAAAGACCUCUGGCGUAGUAAGCCUCAAUGGCCGUUCUAUAGUUGUCAAAAGCAUACUCUCUCUGGAAGUUCAGAGCUUCUUUGUUAUGGCUGUUUACAACCCUCCCAAGAUUCAGUGAAAUCCUGCAGUAUGUCAGCAGCUAAGAAAGGAAAUGAAACUUCUCCAUUAAUUCCAAAGAAACCAGUCGCCCAACCUUACUCACCUGGUGGGGAGACUGCUACCAAUUCCUCUGGUCUUAGUAGUGCCUUGAGUCAACGACAAAGGAUCUUGAAUGCAUUCUGUAUUCUUGUAACAGAGUUCUGUGAGCGCCUGACCUUCUAUGGAACAUCUGCCAAUCUAUUAUUAUUUUGCAGCAACGUGUUAAAGCUUGGAUCUCCAUGGCCAUCAACAAUCACUCUUUUGUUCCAAGGAACAUGUUUUCUCACUCCUUUACUUGGUGGGUGGUUAGCUGACUCUUACCUUGGUCAGUUUAACACCAUAUAUGGAAGCUCUUUGUUGUACUUUGUUGGAGUUUUACUUCUGGCUGCAGUAUCAAUUACUAAUGAUACACUGAAGACAGUAUUUGCUAAUUCAGCGAGAGUGGUGUACUUUAUCAUUGCCCUUGUGUUGAUAACAUUUGGUGCAGGAGGAAUCAAAGCCAAUGUGUCACCCUUUGGAGCAGAUCAGGUGAAACAGGAUGGUCCAAGAGCUGUCCAGAGCUUUUUCAACUAUUUUUAUUGGUUCAUUAACAUUGGAGCCCUCCUAGCUUUUACUGUGGUGGUUGGGGUCCAGCAGGCUGACAUUUUCUCUGGUUAUGCCAUUGUAGUGGGUACAAUGUUCCUUGUAAUCAUUGUAUUUAUCACCCGUCGUAAUAAGUACUUGGUCAGGCCACCAGGUGGUAGUCAACUGACUGAAACUGCAAAAAUAAUCCACAAUGCCAUUAAAAACCGUAAUCAGAACACUGGUGGUUGGAUGGAUGGAGCAAAGGUCAGAUUUGGAGGAAAGUUUGAUGAUGCUCAAGUUGAAGAUGUCAAGGCUGUGUUAAGGCUAAUUCCAGUGUUCAUUACUUUCAUUUUUUAUUUUGCAGCUUACUCUCAGAUCAGCACUUCAGUCCUCGUUCAAGGUACAUUCAUGAAGCUAAAGUUUGUAGACUUCUCCAUACCAGCAGCCUCUUUGUCAUUGGUUGACAUAGUUAUUAUUCUGGUGCUUGUCCCCCUCAUGAAUCAUGCAAUUUACCCUUUUGUUAAGCGCACUGGGAUUAAGUUGACAUACUUUCACCGCAUUGGUGUGGGCUACAUGUUAAUGGCAGCAAGUAUGCUUGUAGCUGGGCUGAUUGAAAUAAAACGACGGACGGUAUGGCAACAUGGGGCAAUUUGCACACAGAUAGUUUUGGGUGAAAGUCACAAUGCCUCAUGUUUCAGUAUUUUCUGGCAAACACCACAGUUCUUAUUGAUUGGAUGUAGUGAAGUGUUAGCAACUAUCACUGGUCUGGAGUUUGCAUAUUCACAGGCUCCUGAAUACCUCAAAGGAGUGAUUAUGGCCUUAUUUCUAGCAGCCUCUGGCAUAGGAAGCUAUGUUGCAAACCUUCUAGUUGCUGUUGUCAACAAUAAUUGGUAUCCCGCAAAAGAUCCCAAUCAAGGUCACAUGGAGUACUUCUUCUUCAUGAUAGCUGGUUUGAUGACACUUAAUUUCCUGUUGUUUCUGUACAUUGCAUCCUCGUACAAAUACAGAGAAUCAUCCCCACAAAGUAAAGAUACUGAGGAUGACGGAUCAUGUAUACUAUAAGUGGCCUCGGUCGACAUAUCGGCCUAUACAUCAGCCGAUAUAUCGCUCGACUGACGACCGACUAUAGGUCGGCUAUCGGUCGACAAUCGACCGAUAAAUAUGUAGACCGAUAUAGUCCUAGACCAUCGAUACUCGACCGAUAUAUGACCGAUACUUGACCUAUACAUGAGCGUUACAUGACCGAUACUUGACCGAUACUUCACCGGCAGUUGAUCGCUCCAUAUCGGCCGAUGCAUCGGCCGACAGUGCUGAGUGGUGUGUGUCCAUUUGCAACUGAAUGUGCAAAAACUGUUAUGUUGAUGCGUGGGGCUAAAUACUUCCAGCUGUAAACCAAUCAAAGUGUCAAGGAUUUGCAAUAUAAAGGAAGAAAAUAACUGCAAAAUCAAUCAACUCUUUGGCGUGUUUUCACCAUUCUAGAAUACUAUAACUGAUUUAUAUUGUGUAAUUGAGUUUCUGGACAUUUUUAUUUAUUAAGCUUGCAGUAUGACUCAUCUUAAUUCUCAAAUUUUGAUUUUGUUUGUUAGCCUUAGAAAUGAGAGACUUUAAGUUAUUCUCUCAAUUCAUGUAAUUUGCCACCUAGUUUUUAGUGUUAUUUAUUAAAAGUUUAUUUGGAGAUUUA